AUGAGCGUCAAAUACACUCCGGUUCAGUGGAACCCAAACAAGUACGUAUAUGACCUCGUGGCGCUUGCAGGCAUCGUGCUUUACAUCGUGCUGUUCCUCAAGUUCGCACCUAUGGAAAUCGAACGGUCGCAGCAGGUGAACUACCCCAUUCUGCGCAUGCGUGCGUUUGGCACCUGCGCGUUCCUGCUCCUCUCGAUCAUCUUAUGCAUCGGUCCGCUGGCCCGGCUUGAUAAGCGCUUUCUUCCAUUGCUGUACAACCGUCGGCACCUGGGUGUUUUGACGUUCGCUGUCGCGCUGACCCACGCCAGCUAUGUCAUUGAUUGGUACUAUGUCUUUUCACCAACUGACCGCUAUGUGGCCCUUCUCACCAGCAAUGUAGACUAUGGUCAGUUCCUGGGCUUCCCCUUUGAAGCUUUCGGCAUUUUCUCGCUGUUUGUGCUGCUGGUCCUUGCGGUGACAAGCCAUGACUUCUGGUUGAAGUUCUUUACGCCACCCUUCUGGAAAGCGCUCCACAUGAUGAUUUAUGUGGGUUACGCCUCCCUGGUGGCACAUGUGCUUUUUGGUUACAUGCAAGGCGCGACAGACCCUAUCUUCCCUGUUCUUGUGCUCUUCUUUUCCGCUACCGUUUUGCUUCUCCAUAUUGCAGCUGGCAAGCGCGAGACGACAGCAGAUCGAUCCACCACGGCAAUGAUUGAGGGUGAUUGGGUCAAUGUUGCACGCCUAGAAGACCUUGAAGAUGAGCAUGGACAUGUGGUGCCGCUUCCAGGCGGCGAACGCAUCGCGAUAUUUCGAUAUGACGGAAAGCUCUCAGCCACAUCAAAUGCGUGUGCGCACCAGAACGGCCCCUUGGGCGAAGGGCGCAUUAUUGAUGGCUGCAUCACCUGCCCCUGGCACGGAUUUCAAUACCGACCUGAAGAUGGGUGUGCGCCUGCUCCCUUUACCGAAAAAAUCGCCACCUACCGGCUGCUUCUUAAAGAUGGUGACAUUCUUGUUGACCCAACACCCAACCCACCUGGAACACAUGUUGAUCCGGUCCUUAUUGGGGAGAGCGUCUAA
This is a messenger RNA of Effrenium voratum, 1056 nucleotides long. The record is from the annotation of a GenBank genome assembly. Lineage: Eukaryota; Dinophyceae; Suessiales; Symbiodiniaceae.